ACAAAACAUGAGCAAUCAAGGGUGACUUUCCCGCAGUUUAGUCGUAACGAGAGUAGGUGCGAAGUGCUCCGUGGAACGGUAAAGAUUCAACCCCGCUAUCUACCGGCGCUAGCUUGAAUGUCUACCUAUUGCGUCACGAUCAUUGUACCCCGACCGUUCAUCCCCAACAUAAUCAGUGCACACACGCCGUCUCAUAUUCAAGUCCAUAUCAAACAGCGACAAUGUCAACUUCAGGAGAGUCAAAGCAGCCCCAAACCCAGUACUACACCAUUUCCAACUUCGAAUUCAAGAAUGGCGACACACUGCCUGAGAUCAAACUCGCCUACCAAAUCCUCAACCCGCAAAAUGCGAAGGUGGCCAUAGUAAACACGUGCUUUAAAGGCCGCCUGAAUGGAACCCUCACUCAUUCUUCUGGCGCCUUCAAAGACCACAAGAUUAUCCUCAUCGCACUCCUCGGCAACGGCGAGUCAAGCAGUCCGUCCAACACGCCGCAUUUCCCCAAGACGAUCGAAUACAUGGACUGUGUGCGCGCAGAGCAUGCGCUUCUGACCAAAGGACUUAAUAUCGAAAGUGCAGAUGCGAUACUGGGAUUCUCCAUGGGCGGACAGAUCACGUAUCACUGGAUAACAAUGUACCCGGAAUUCGUGCGCAAAGCCAUCAUCGUGUGCUCCUCCGCAAAAACGAGUCGGCACAAUUUUCAGUUUCUCGAGGGUCCGAGGGCGGCGCUUGAGAAUGCGAGAGACGAAGAGAGUGGGAAAUAUGCAUUUGGGAAGGCGUACUCCGCGUGGCUGACGAGCGCGGAGUGGUUUGAUGAGGAGCUGUACAAGGCUAUGGGCGCGCAGAGUCUUGCAGCUUGGGACAAGGCUGUGAUGGACUCCUACCAUGACUGGACGGGCAAGGAUCUGCUUGUUAUGCUGGGAAUGUGGCAGCGGGGUGACAUUGCACGGUGCGUUCCGGAAGCGAAGGGCGAUCUGGAACAUGCCUUGCAGACGAUCACGGCGAAGGUGCUGUUGAUGCCGUGCGAGACGGAUCAGUACUUUAGGCCAUAUGUCAACGAAAGGGAGAGAAAUAAGCUAAAGAGCGCGACCGUUGCUGCGGUCCCUAGUGUUUGGGGACACAUCGUGGGCGGAGACGCGGAUAAGGAAGCUACUCGGUGGAUGGACGAUAAAAUUCAAAAGUUUCUACAAGAGUGAGAAACUAGGGUUGCCAUGAAACGAUAUGGACCAUGGGCAGUCAUACGCAUAGUAAAGCAAUGA
Messenger RNA from Paraphaeosphaeria sporulosa, 1256 nucleotides. RefSeq names its product alpha/beta-hydrolase. The coding region runs from base 222 to 1193 and encodes 323 amino acids. Gene Ontology annotation, molecular function: acyltransferase activity, transferring groups other than amino-acyl groups. The transcript has a single exon. The record is from RefSeq and is a predicted model, not a curated record. Gene Ontology annotation, biological process: biosynthetic process. NCBI's taxonomy places the organism in Eukaryota, Fungi, Ascomycota, Dothideomycetes, Pleosporales, Didymosphaeriaceae.